AUGAAACGGGAUAAAUUUCCAGAAAGUGAAGAAUUGCUUCAGGAUUCCAAGAGGGCAAAAAAAAGUCUAAGCAAGAAGCAAAAUGGCCACAAGUCUAAGCCGAAGUCGGUAACGCCCAAAAAGACGAAAAAGAUAGUUAAACUGAGUUCCAAGACCGUGAAUUAUUCCCUCUGCAUACCCACCAGCAUACUGGACAACUGCUCAAAUCUGGAACAGAUUACCCACACAGUAUAUCAAAUCGCGAAGAGUGCAACAAUAUUUAAUGCUGCAGAAAUUGUGAUCUUGGACCUAGGCGAAAGAAAGAGUGCGAGAAAGAGUGCGCUUGACAAUCAAAGUGGCCAUAAACAAGCCACACAAACCAAGAUAAAGUUUGAUGAGGUCGCAGAAAAGCAAAGUGGCUCAUCAGUAGCAAGUGAAAGGCAAAAGGAGCAGAAGAAAAAACUCUCUCCAGCUAUGCUUAUCGCAUCGCUACUACAAUACUUUGUGACACCACCUUACUUAGUCAAUUCUGUUUUUAAGAAGAGCUAUCUUGAGUGUUUCCAGGUAGCAGCCAAGUUGCCUAGGCUAAGCGCUUUGCCUUUUAUGAGGCACCUGAAGGACGAUGAUGGCCGCUACAGAGAAGGUCUUGCCAUCAGAAUGCACAAGCCUGGCACCAGUAAGAAGGACACCAAGAAAAAGCCAUAUGAGCAAACAAAGUACAUCAACGUGGGCAAAGGUGAAAACCUAGAGCUGCGGGGCCAACUCGUGCCUGCGAAUGUCCGUGUUACUGUUGAUGUGAUCGAACGGAAGGUGGUGUCCCCAGAGGAGGCAUAUGGCGACUUCGUCGGUGCAAAGACAUCAUUUGGAUACCAUGUUAGGGUUGCAAACAAUUUUGCUGACGUUUUCACGGCUUGCCCGGCGCCUCAAGGUUACACUCAGACUGUUUGGGUCAAUAGUGGGGACUAUUACUUCAACCCGGACCUCAAGAAAACUAUCAAAAUUGACUCCAAGAUUCCUCACAUACAAAAGAUUAUUAAACCUAUGUCCGAAGAGGAUAUCGAAGUUAACAAUGCUGCUCCUGCAAAUCUUCUCGUCAUGUUUGGUAGGUGGAACCACAUCUCAGAUAGCUUCAAGCAAUCAAGAGAUCAGUUCGAAGGUUGCGAGGGCGCCUUCCAAUUCUUCGACGGUCAAUUAGAUCUUCCGGGUUCUUCUCCACUUGGUAAUAUUUGCAUAGAGGAUAGCUGCAUGAUAGCAUUGGCAACAUUCGCCAAUUAUUAG
Molecule: messenger RNA, 1257 nt
Organism: Lachancea fermentati
Lineage: Eukaryota; Fungi; Ascomycota; Saccharomycetes; Saccharomycetales; Saccharomycetaceae
Source: the annotation of a GenBank genome assembly